UGGGGACUUGCAGAGGGCAGCGCACGAGUCAAGCAUGCAAGGCCAAGGAUGGAGUAUCAACCUCAGAAAAUCAAGUCUUCUUUCGAGAUGUCACCGCCAAUCCUCGAUAUUCCAACGUCCGAAUACACGGUGCGUGUCCGAAUGAUCGACCCUGGCGCCGUUAUGACAGUCAAGGCCGAAUUAUUCAUCAAACCCGUCCAGAAAGGCCAUGAACUGCUCAACCUCACCUGCGUAGCGUUCCUCAUCGAGCAUGCACCUUCCGGUAAAAAGGUCAUGUUCGAUCUUGGUGUCCGCAAGGACUACUGGAAUCUUGCCCCUGUCAUCCAGAAGCGCCUUGGAGCUGCUAUCCCCAGCUUACGAGUUGACGGGGACACACCAGCGGUACUCCAGGAGAACGGGAUCAGCCUUGAGUCGAUAGCAUCGGUCAUUUGGUCACACUACCACUGGGACCAUAUAGGUGACAUGUCUUUGUUCCCACCUUCAACAGAGAUCGUCGUCGGGUCCGGUUUCAAGGCUUCGCCCGUCAUCCUACCGGGACACCCCGAAAAGUCCGAGUCACCUCUCAACGCCUCUGACUUUGCUGGUCGGAGUCUCGACGAGAUCGACUUCAAGGCCUCGGGCUUGCAGAUCGGCGGCUUUGCAGCGCAUGACUUCUUUGGAGAUGGGUCUUUCUAUCUUCUAGACACACCUGGCCACUGUCUGGGCCACAUGUGCGGCCUGGCACGAACUUCCGGGGGCAAAGACAGCACCUUCCUCUUCCUAGGCGGCGACAUAUGCCAUUUUGUCGGCGAUCUUAGGCCGAAUAAAGCAUACCCCAUGCCAGAUCCGAUCCCCAGUGACGUGCUGGACGACGAUCCUGGCGACUUUCCAAGUCCUUGUCCAUGCAGCAUAUUCACACGCCACCAUCCUCUCGCGUUAGAAGCGGCAGACGCCGAGGAACGAAGAACGACGCCAUUUUACCGUGUAUCCGACCAUAAGGCUUCUGCAUAUAUUGACCCAGCGGCAGCACAAACCUCGGUGGAGAAGCUGAUCGCAUUCGAGAGCUCCCCGAAUGUGCUUGUCUGCCUUGCUCACGACCCUGCGUUGUUGAAGUACUUACCUACCCUCAACUCUGACCCCGCCUCAGAUCUGAACAGUUGGCAAGAAAGGGGCUGGAAAGAGAAAUGCAGAUGGAACUGGCUGAACGAGCUGCCACGCAACGGUAGGCCGGGCAGGAAACCUCUCGUGAAGGGAUUUUGGAGAGACGGGAAGUCUUGGAACAGACCGCAGCCUGCAUGAGUUCCAAG
This is a messenger RNA of Exophiala xenobiotica, 1286 nucleotides long. RefSeq lists its product as uncharacterized. The record is from RefSeq and is a predicted model, not a curated record. Lineage: Eukaryota; Fungi; Ascomycota; Eurotiomycetes; Chaetothyriales; Herpotrichiellaceae. The transcript is spliced from 3 exons. Bases 49 to 1278 code for a protein of 409 amino acids.